AUGUCACGGUUCAGACCAAAAGCAGGCCUGUCAGAAACCUCUCAGCCUUCUGGCCCUAGCGCCACGUCCUCGUCGUCGCCAAUUUUCAACAGCAAGACUUCUAGAGCUGUCCGACAAAGACAGCAGCACCAGCAAGUAUCGCUGCAGUCAAAGUCGAGAGAGGAACCCAGCAGUAAUGAAUUCCAUCGAUUAACCUUGGUCGACCACCAUCGAUCCAACAAUCACCUUUCAGAUCCCAUGAGGCGUUCCAAACGCCCCGCCCUUGACCAGAACGCUUGCUAUCCGAAUAAGAAGGACGAUCGUGGACCGGGAUUGCCCUUUUCCGCACGCCACGAACGGGCCCUGUCUUCACCCACCUCCUCUACUUCCGCGAGAACACCAGCCCCGUCUCAAGCGUAUCACUCUACUCAGAGGACACCGCUGUCUUCUCUCAAGUUACCCCCAGCGUCACCUACGUCGGGUGCUCGGCCUCAUUCCCGUCCGCCCUCCCACCUCCGCUCCGUGUCCCAGGAAGGUGCAGUGAAUGGACACUUCAAACAACCCGAAACCAGGCCUAUCUCGCAGGAAAAGCUCGUUGAUGAUUUGGAAAAAAUAUACGCUGGCAUCGUGAAGCUCGAGAAGAAGUGUGUCGAGACCUGUCACCAGCAGUCUCAGACUGCAAACAAGCUUUCCCAUGAGCAGUGGCAGGCCCUGAUUGUCUUGCAUCGGACUCUGUUGCAUGAGUAUCAUGACUUCUUCUUGGCCUGUCAACAUCCAACUGCUUCACCUGCACUUCGGCUACUACCGACCAAACAUGCCAUGCCUGCGCGGAUGUGUAGACAUGGUAUUCACAGUUUUCUUGAGCUGCUCCGCGAUCGAUUACCUUUCUCGCUCGAACACAUGCUCAGAUUUGUCUAUCUUGCCUAUCAAAUGAUAGGCCUGUUGAUGGAAUCGGUACCUGCUUUUUAUGAGACUUGGAUAGAGUGCCUAGGAGACCUUGGACGAUACCGACUGGCCAUUGAAGAAUCUGAUAUGCGGGUUCGAGAACACUGGGCUGAUAUCGCCAGAAUGUGGUACAAUCGCGCUGCCGAUCACUCACCAACGACUGGUCGUAUACAGCAUCACUUGGCUGUAUUGGCGAGACAGAAUAUUGUUCGACAGCUCUUUUACUACUCCAAGGCUCUCAUUAGCGAUAUCCCAUUUGUGAAUACCCGGAUUUCAAUCAUGCGUUUGUUCUCUCCGUUUCUCGACAAAUAUGAGACAACAAGUCAAAAAUAUCUCAAGGUAGAAACUAGUCUGGUUACAGCGGCAGGAAUACUUUUCACUCAUGGUUUCAUUCAUGACUACUGCUCACACAUCAGUCGAUUUGUAUCCGAGUUAGACGGCACUAUCAACAGAACCGGAUCGAAUUUCAAGACACAAGGAGCAGAGAUGGCAUCAUGUCUAAUCGCCAUGAUUCUCGACUUCGGAGCCGAUGAAAAUUAUCUUUGGAAGGCUCUUUGUGCGAGUUCCGAGAAGAGUAGACAGACUCCAACUGAAGGACAAUCGGAUCCCCAAUCUGGCAAAAAUCCAUCUGAGUAUCCUAUGGUCAAGACUCAACUGCACCGCAAAUUCUGGGAACAAGAUGGCCCUAUCAAUGCGCAAGACUUUAUUCAGGCUGCUCCGCCACUCGGUGACCGAUCAGGGGUUAAAUUCUCUUCAUCCGAUGAAGUCACGUCAUAUGUUCUGCCUAUCUGGCUCCAGUGCACUUCCAUUGUUGCGUCUAAAGCUGGAGACAGAAAUGUCCUCCCGUUUCUACAUUUCACUCUGGCAUUCAUAUGGAGUCAAUCAUAUGUUCCAGAGGCUCUCAUCUGCCUUGAGAAAUUUAUUCCGUGGACCGAACUGGCUUGGUCAUUAAACUCAAUGAGCAAAUCUGGUGUGGCCGACAAAGAAGUCGAGUCUCCCGAAUUCCCUCAACCACAGUCCGGGACGGGUCGUCACCUACCAGAGGAUUUCUUGAUGCGAGGAUUCAAAUGGUCUCAGUACUAUUAUCCCCCACACUUUUUUGAUGGCCAAGUGACAGACGAGGACGAACGUCUACUGGAGCUGCCGAGUCAUGCCGCGCCUCGUGCGACGAGGUGUCUAUGGGUGGCAUUACGACUUGCUAAGUUAAAUCGGUACAUUACCUACGACUUUCAGAAGCAAUGGUUUUCUGUUUUGCCUUUACCGGUGGUGUGCCGCCAGUCUGAUGUGAUGGACGAAGAUUGA
Messenger RNA from Exophiala spinifera, 2226 nucleotides. RefSeq lists its product as uncharacterized. The transcript has 3 exons. Gene Ontology annotation, biological process: nuclear-transcribed mRNA catabolic process, nonsense-mediated decay. Bases 1 to 2226 code for a protein of 741 amino acids. Lineage: Eukaryota; Fungi; Ascomycota; Eurotiomycetes; Chaetothyriales; Herpotrichiellaceae. The record is from RefSeq and is a predicted model, not a curated record. Gene Ontology annotation, molecular function: telomeric repeat DNA binding; protein binding; telomerase RNA binding. Gene Ontology annotation, cellular component: telomerase holoenzyme complex.